GCGGCGGGCAUAAUGGCGGCGGCCCUGUGUGGACGGCCGGUGGUGGGGGCGCUAAAGGUGAGGGCUGCCCCGGGGAGCGGCCUGGGCCCGGGGGGGCCCCGGCGCAGCGCCUACCGGUGGGGCGUGCGUUCCACGCGCAAGCCCGAGCCGCCGCCGCUAGACCGCGUGUACGAAAUCCCGGGUGUGGAACCCGUGACGUGGGCCGGCCUCCUACACCGGCAGCCCGGCCUAGCCAGGCCCGUGUUCCCACCGUGGGAGCGCGGCUGGAAGGACCCGAGGCGGCCCCGGCCGAUCCCGCGUGACAGCCACCCCUUACGGCACGACGAGCCCUGCCACGUGGUGCACCAACGCUGCCGCCUGCUCGAGGGUGUAAAGCAAGCCCUCUGGCUCACCAAGUCCAAGUUAAUAGAAGGCCUCCCGGAGAGGGUCCUCAGCCUGGCCGACACGCCAGCGAAUCACAUCGAGAACCAGGAUGAACAGGUUCAGAAUGCCAUCUGUCACGCACGCCUGUGGCAUUCCGUUGAGGACAUCCCCAAGAGAGAGACAUACUGCCCUGUCCUUGUGGACAAUCUAAUACGUCUCUGUAAUGCGAAGAUUCCCCAGUACCCUGCUCUGACCAGGAGGAUCCAAGCCAAGGACUACAUGCUGUCAACCUCGUGGCAUCGAGACUCCAUUUUCCUUCAGAUCCGUGGUCUUAAUGGGACUCGUUGGAGUGCCAAGGAUCCUUUGCUGCCCAUCGCUUCCCAGGAAGAGGUCCAGGCGACAGAGAAUCAUGUUCUAGAGACCUUCUACCCCAUAGCUCCAACCAUUAAUCUUCAGGAAUGCGACAUUUAUGACGUGAGAGAAGACACAGGUUUCCAUGAAGGCUACCCCUACCCCCAUCCACACACUGUGCUCUUCCUGGAGUCGGCGAACAGUUGCCGGGCCCGAUUUCGACCUGAACAGCUUCGAGCCAAGAUGAUCAUGUUUGCCUUUGGCAAUGCUCUGGCUCAGGCCCGGAAGCUGUAUGGGGAGGCUCAGGUACUGGAGCAGCCGGUCGUGGUGCAGAGCAUUGGUACCGAUGGCCGCAUCUUCCAGUUCAUGGUGUUCCAGCUGAACACCACAGACCUGGCUUCCAACGAUGGCAUCAAGAACCUCGUCUGGAUGGAUUCUGACCAGCUUCUCUAUCAGCAUUUCCGAUGUCUUCCUGUCAUUAAGAAGAAAGUCGUCGUGGAACCUGUCGGGAUUGUUGAUUAUCAGCCUGGGACUUUCAGGAAGUUUUUAGCAAUGUACUUACAUGGUGUGGCCUGAGUUCCAGCUCUUGGACUGUCCGAAGACCUUGCUGGGAACAGAGAGGCUGCCCGCCUGGGCUCCCAGCACAGCCCUCGCCCACAUCUGUGCCCAAUCUACCCGAUGGCAAUAAAGAGCUAUUUAUCUUCUCGA
Messenger RNA from Dromiciops gliroides (monito del monte), 1422 nucleotides. It is a transcript of the gene MRPL37, whose product is annotated as mitochondrial ribosomal protein L37. The transcript has 7 exons. Lineage: Eukaryota; Metazoa; Chordata; Mammalia; Microbiotheria; Microbiotheriidae. The record is from RefSeq and is a predicted model, not a curated record. The coding region runs from base 13 to 1290 and encodes 425 amino acids. Gene Ontology annotation, molecular function: structural constituent of ribosome. Gene Ontology annotation, cellular component: ribosome; mitochondrion. Gene Ontology annotation, biological process: translation.